This is a messenger RNA of Rhincodon typus (whale shark), 4450 nucleotides long. It is a transcript of the gene boka, whose product is annotated as BCL2 family apoptosis regulator BOK a. The record is from RefSeq and is a predicted model, not a curated record. Gene Ontology annotation, biological process: intrinsic apoptotic signaling pathway in response to DNA damage; regulation of apoptotic process; extrinsic apoptotic signaling pathway in absence of ligand. Bases 432 to 1073 code for a protein of 213 amino acids. Gene Ontology annotation, molecular function: protein homodimerization activity; protein heterodimerization activity. Lineage: Eukaryota; Metazoa; Chordata; Chondrichthyes; Orectolobiformes; Rhincodontidae. Gene Ontology annotation, cellular component: mitochondrial outer membrane. The transcript has 5 exons.
UGCUUAGUGUGAGCUGCCGAGAGUGGGAGAGCGAAAAGCCUUGUUUUGUAAUGCUGGGGUUGUCUGUUGUUCUUUGUGCGUGAAGAGGAUUGGUGAGGACUCGAGACAGUGGAUGUGGCUGGAGCCUCCGAUCAGAACUCAUCCUCUUUGCCAUAAAUGGGGCUGCUUGCGAAAGUUGCUGGAAACCCAGAGGCAUUUUAACAGGAUUUACAAACGGAUUUAUUUGCUGUAAAAACCAUCUCACCAUAAAAGGGGAGCGAGCAGAGAGGGAGAGGCAGCGUAGGGGGCGGUGAAAGCACAUCUGGAACUGAAUCACUGAAGGAACAGCCGCAGAAAAGAGAGACAGAGAGAAAAAUCAACCACCCCUAGAGUCACAGGCUCCUUGAAAACAAGGCAGGAAGUUUAAUUUGCAGCACGUCCCGGAGCAAGAGAUGGAGAUGCUUCGACGUUCCUCCGUCUUUGCUGCUGAAGUGAUGGAUGUUUUUGACCGCUUUCCCCCUGAGAAAGAGCUCAUUUCUCAAGCGAAAGCGCUGUGCCGAGAUUACAUCCAUUCCCGCCUGAUCCGAGCUGGUAUCGUCUGGAGUAAACCAGAGCCUGCAGUUUCUAGUCCAGCGAGCAAACUUACUGAGGUUUCAGCCGCACUUCUUCACUUAGGUGACGAGUUGGAGUACAUCAGACCAAAUGUCUACAGGAACAUUGCCAAACAGUUGAAUAUCUCAGUCAGUUCUGAAAGCAUCGUGUCUGAUGCAUUCCUGGCUGUUGCCACUGAGCUUUUCUCUGCAGGUAUAACCUGGGGGAAAGUUGUAGCUCUGUAUGCUGUAGCUGGAGGACUGGCCAUUGACUGUGUGAAACAGGGACAGCCUGCCAUGGUACACACAAUAGUCGAUUGCUUAGGAGAGUUUGUCCGGAAAACAUUGGUGACGUGGCUCAGGAGACGAGGCGGAUGGGCUGACAUAACAAAAUCCGUGGUUAACAAUGAUUCCAGCAUCCGGGAUCAUUGGCUUGUCUCCUUCCUCUGCACCUGUGGACACUUCCUCAAAGCAAUCUUCUUUUUCUUUCUGCGGGAGCGAUGAUUCUAGCUGGGACAAUAUGGCCACCAUUUGCUGUCCUUUUCAAAUGUAACACCUAAUUAAUAACACACCUGAAUUAGCAGUAGCAAUUGGAAAAAAAUUCUACACUUGGCAGAAUGGAACAUGAAUCCUUUCAGUCAUUGGCUGAACAGGGAACAUGUAAAUGAUAGUGGAAACUAUUACAUCAGAAUUCUACUGAAUUUUUAUCAAAGGUUUUGAUUUCUAACUGCGUAAAGUUUGAUCUCAGAGAUGGUAAUAGUUUAAAGCAGCAGUGCCAGCUGGUCUGCAAGUGAAACAUUUUGUUCUACAGGGGCGGCUACUUUGAAGAAUCCAAGAAUGAACAGCUGUGAAUGUAUGGUAUUAUUUCUUUUUAAGCCGUUGUUCUAAAACCUCCAUCUUUGAUUGUACAGACUAGCUGCACCAAACAGAAAUUCAAUUUGGUAAGAUGAAAUCCAAGAAAAUACUCAAUUAAAUUUUAAGGAUGAGGAACCUGGGUAUUUACAAACAGUUGGUUUUAUUUGGGAGGUGCUAAUAUCUAGUUAUCCCAGAUUCAGCUGCUCUGUUUUGGAUCUCGUUUAAUACUUUUGCAUAGCUUUGCGAAAGGAGGAAUUACUCUAGGUUUGUUACAAUGACUGUUUAAUCCAUUUAUAUAUAGAGACCUGUCCAGGCUAAUGACAAUGAUGGGGGUAAUUUUUCCAGCACCAACCUUUAGUGUUUUGUCUGUCUCAGUAAUUUCAUUGAAUGGGUUAAUGCAAUUCAAAAAUUAUGCUUUUAUUUCCUUCACUUCCCUUCAAGGAUAAAUACAAAUGUGACCUGGCCCAAUGGGCUCAUUGUUCCAUGUAAGCCAUAGCUCAGAAAUUAUAAUAUCACUGUGCCCAUUUUCAGGCACUAACCAGGUUUCUAAAUCUCCAAGAUGGCAACAGGAAGUUUGCAUUCAUUUCGGACUAUGUGCCAUGUUGAUGGAGAAUAGAGAACGGCAUCCAGAGCGGGUAUUAGUCCUUUUUUGGAUGCAAGCAGCAGGCCUAAUGCUUGAUGGAGGUGGACACUGCAACGUGGAUUGCUCUGAAACAGCUAAUGCAAUCAGAAAAAAAAAACAGGUCUACAUGCAGCUUAACCAUCGGUCCUUUAAAAAGAAUGUCUGCACCCCCCCCUCCCCACCCCCAGAAAGUUAGGCUCUUAAAAUACUUUCUUGUAUUUGAAGGUGGGUGAGACAAGAGUACUCCUCCAACUGCAAAUCUAUGGACAGUACCCAGUCUCUGCAACCCCAUUUAUAAACCCCCCACCCCUUCCAAACACUAUGCCUUCCCAUUUAAGGUCUUGCUAGGGUCACUGCCAGCAACAUAGACGUCUGCAAUUCCAAUUGUGCUUUGAACAAAUUGCCUGAGGUUGCCUGGCUGGUGUCUGUUGCUCACCAGUCUCAUUUAUCUGAAGCCACAGUAUCAGGUGCUUUUCAAAUAAAUAAUUGCUAAGACUUUCUCAAACUUUAACUCCUGUCACUCUGAAUUACCAGGGAGCCCCUUGUCCUCAGGAAUGCAUGGCUGACUUUACUAACUGAGAGAAGGUCAUCAGGUGAGCACAAGGUGAACAAGUUUGACCUAUGCCAAAAAUAAAGAUGGUCUAGAACAUAUAUGAAUACAGAAAUAACACUUCUGAAUAACAAUAUAACUGUUAUAGAUUGGGAUGUAUUUCAACUCUUUCAACUUUGUAUUCACAGUGCCUGUUCAAAGUCUGAAUUUUCCUGCCUCAUGGAAAGAGGUCUGAUAAUGUGGGAUCACUUCCCACUGUUAUGAUGUUGUUAUUUUCUUUCGGAGGUGAAGCUAGAAGCCUGAAUUGGGUGUCCAGUUACAGAGGGCAUUCUUCAAUAAGACAGUAAUGAGUUGACGAAAUAACAUCACUAGACACAGAAGAAAAAGUAAAAAUAAAUGAAAGAAUUUUAAGACAUUCCAAACCAUUACUACCUUUUUGCCACUAUUAUUUAAUUGAGUAAUUCUGUAUCUUUCCCUGAGAUGCUUCCAUUUUAGUAGUCUAACUUAUUCAAAAGAUGUUAGUGAAUUUGCAUUGGGAACUAUGUGAGGAAAAGAGCAGGUUAAUCGGAGGCACCAGACCAGAUGCAUGGCACCGUUCAGUUAACUACAUCUUAAAACAUAGCGAUGAUGUAGUGACCUCAGUCAGGUCAGGUCAGCAGCAGGAUUUGAUGCUGCUUCCCUAAGAUAAUAAUUAGUGAACUAUGCCUGUGCUGGAACCUGACCUACAACCUGCUCUCACUUUAGGUGGCUUUGCCAGUGAAAAUUUUCGCCACUAUGGAGUGUCACAUCAGUUAGGUCUUAAAAUGGUCAUUACACCUGAAAGACAAAAUGUGUAUUCUGUGACAACAACAAAAACAAAUUGCUGGAAAACUCAGUAGGUCUGGCAUUAUCUGUGGAGAAAAAGCAGAGUUAACAUUUCAGGUCCAGUGACCCUUCUUCAGAACUUGUAUUUUGUUAUUCUGUUAAUUCUAGAAGUCAAUAGGCCCUUACUGUUGUCACACAAUUGUGUUCACCUUUAAAGUAAUAGUCAAGUUUAUUUAGAAGUAGGAAUUUUACACCUGAAUAAUCAUAGCAAGUUGAUGGUACAAAUAGGCAAUAAAUGUUGACCUUGCCAGCAACUCUCCAUCAACAAAUUAAAAAAAAUUGAAGUUAAUAAAGAUAGAAUUAAUUCACAAGAGUUUAAGUUGUUUUAAUAACAUUUUCCACACACAGUCGGCUAAUCAACAAGGCUUUUGAUUCAUAGUCCUUUGAUUCAGGUUUCUUUCUACUCCCAACUAGUUCCAAGUGCAUCUGCUUGAAGUUAGGCCAGCGCUAAAGUGCUUAGUAACCAUGGUGAGGGAUUAGUGAGGUAGAAUAUUGAUAGUGUUAAUUUUUGGAUUAACUGGUGCAAAUCCAACUCAGAUAAACCUGUGAAACUGCAUGAAAAAAGCACAAAAGGAAUGUUACUUCAUGGCCAGAUACCUCAUAGUCUCAGAAAGGAUGAUAAAGAGGGAGAUUUGAACAUCAAUGUUUCGAAAGAUGAGAGUACAGACUUUCAGAGCCAGUUCGAUGGUUCAAGCAUUUGAAGUGCCAAUAAACAGAUAAUGUUGCACUUUGAGAGAGACCCCAGGUGUACUUGUAUACUCGUUAGACAGACAGCCAACAUUCUUCCAUCUUAAACUGGUUUCCUAACUCUCCUUUAAACCACAUACACCAUGUUGUAUAAUGGUGGAAUGCACCAAUAAUCUUAGAAAUUAUAAGUAGUUUGCAUAGGGUAUCACAAAUUGGCCAAGGAAUCAGUUUCUAAACCCUUGAUGAUUUAUUUACGUGUGAAUAUAUGCUAGCACCAAUGCAAUAAAGUACUGUAUUAUUUGG